AGUUGACAAGAAGGCUUGACAAAUAUGGAAAAAUUAUAAUGUACAGACUGUAAAACAGAAAAAGCUGAAAGUAUGAGCAUAUAGGAUUAUAAAUAUAUAUAUUAGGUAACACAGAACUAGUUGUUUUCAAAAUUUAUGUUUGAAUCAAAAUUCGAAACAAGUUAAGAAAUUCAUUUAUGGCAGAUAUUGCGAUGUGUCUGAAGCGUGGUCGCAUGGCCCCUGCAUUAGUAAUGAACAGGUUUACUAAAGUUAAGGUUUGCCGACGAUCGCUGCAAGUGGGCAGAGCUCUCAAAGGAGAGGAUAAAUCUGACAAGGCUGCAUCGGAUAGCUUUGCCAAUGGCAGCAAUGCCACCUACAUUGAUAGGCUGUAUCGCAAAUGGGUCAAGGAUCCAAAUUCAGUGGAUGAGACGUGGCACAAUUAUUUUGCAGGCAAGCGCCACACUAUUAAACAGGAUCAACAGACGAGGAGACGGAAAUGGGAGCCCACAGCAGCUGGACAGAGCGGUGCGUCUACAAAGGCUGCUCCGAAAGCUGACUGGAAAUACAUUGAUGAUCAUUUGGCGGUGCAGUCCAUUAUCCGUGCAUAUCAAACACGUGGUCAUCUAGCUGCCGAUCUCGAUCCAUUGGGCAUUGUCGGACCCACAGGUCAUUCGCUCUCUUCCGAUGAUAAGAAGCGCCAGGCAACCAAGGCGGUGCUGCGCCAGCAUUACUCCUAUGCUUUUAACGACUUGAACGCUCUCUUCAAGCUGCCGAAGACCACGUCAAUUGGUGGUGACGAAAAGUUCCUGCCGCUUACAGAGAUUUUAGAUCGCUUAGAGCGUGCAUAUUGUAGUCAUAUAGGCGUAGAGUAUAUGAUGAUAACAUCGGUCGUGAAAAGCGAAUGGAUACGCAAGCACUUUGAGGUGCCUGGAAUUGUCAGUUUCACUGCUGAAGAGAAGAAACUCAUACUUGAGCGUCUGACACGCUCGACGGGCUUUGAGAAUUUUUUGGCUAAGAAGUUCUCAUCGGAGAAACGUUUUGGACUCGAGGGCUGUGACUCCAUGAUACCCAUUAUGAAGGAGAUUAUCGAUCAGUCGAGCAGAUUGGGCGUGAAGUCGGUGCACAUUGGCAUGGCACAUCGCGGGCGUCUAAAUGUCCUGUCAAAUGUUUGUCGCAAACCGUUGAGCGAGCUCUUAUCGCAAUUCAAUGUCAUUUCGGCCAGCGAUUGGGGCUCCGGUGACGUCAAAUAUCAUUUGGGUACGUUCACAAAGCGUUACAACCGACAAACGAAGAGGCCUGUGCGCAUAACAGUUGUGGCCAAUCCCUCGCAUCUGGAGUUUGUCAAUCCUGUUGUGCUCGGUAAGACCCGUGCCGAGAUGUAUAGGCGCGGCGAUUAUCAGGGCAAUAAAGUGCUACCCGUGUUGAUACAUGGAGAUGCCUCGUUCUGUGGCCAAGGCAUUGUCUUCGAGUCCAUACACUUGUCAGAUCUGCCCGAGUAUACCACACAUGGAACAAUUCAUGUGGUCAUCAACAAUCAGGUAGGCUUCACCACUGAUCCGCGCUAUUCGCGCUCCUCUCGCUACUGCACGGACGUGGCGCGAGUUGUGAAUGCACCCAUCUUCCACGUGAAUGCCGAUGACCCAGAGGCGUGUGUGUACUGCGCUCGCGUUGCAGCCAAGUGGCGUGCCAAGUUCCACAAGGAUGUUGUCAUCGAUAUCGUUGGCUAUCGUCGCAACGGGCACAAUGAAGCGGACGAGCCCGCCUACACGCAGCCUUUAAUGUAUCAACGCAUACGUAAACUAAAGCCCUGCACACUCAAGUAUGCCGAGAAGCUGGUCAACGACGGAGUCAUCAAAAUGGAGGAAUAUGACGCAAUGAACGCCAAGUACGAGAAGAUAUGCAACGAUGCCUUCGAAGAGUCUAAGAAAAUUAAGACAUUCAAGAAUUCACUCUGGCUCGAUUCGCCCUGGCCUGGUUACUUCCAAGGCCGCGAUCGUUUCAAGAUGUGUCCAACCGGCGUUAAUAUCAAGGUUUUGAUGUAUAUUGGCAAAUGGUUUUCCUCACCGCCGCCCCCAGAGAUAAGUUUCACAGUGCACAAAGGCAUUAUGCGUAUUCUGAGCAUACGUAAGAAACUGGUACAGGACAAAGUAGCGGAUUGGGCGUUGGGCGAGGCCUUUGCCAUUGGCUCCCUCGUAAAGGAUGGCAUACAUGUGCGCUUAUCUGGACAGGAUGUGGAACGCGGCACGUUCGGGCAUCGACAUCACGUGCUGCACGAUCAGACUAAGGAUAAGUCGAAAUUCAAUAUUCUUCAGCAUCUCUAUCCAGAUCAGGCGCCAUAUGAUGUGUGUAACAGCUCGUUGUCGGAAUGCGCCGUCAUGGGCUUUGAUCUCGGCUAUUCGAUGGCCCACCCCAGCAUGCUGGUCAUCUGGGAGGCACAAUUUGGCGAUUUUGCCAACACAGCCCAGGCGAUCAUCGACCAAUUUCUAGCCAGCGGUGAGACGAAAUGGGUACGACAAUCUGGCUUAGUUUUAUUCUUGCCGCACAGCAUGGAGGGCAUGGGUCCAGAGCAUUCGUCUGGUCGCAUUGAACGUUUCCUGCAGUUGAGCAACGAUGAUCCAGAUACGUUUCCGAUUAUGUGCGAUGCCGACUAUGAGGUGCGUCAGUUGCUGAAAUGCAAUUGGAUCGUUACCAAUUUGUCGACGCCGGCAAAUCUCUUUCAUGCUUUGCGCCGACAGGUGGCCCUGUCCUUUCGUAAGCCAAUGAUCAAUUUCUCGCCCAAAUCGCUGCUGCGUCAUCCGGCAGCACGCAGUCCGUUUCGCGACUUCAACGAGUGCAGCUCCUUCCAGCGCAUCAUACCCGAUAAGGGCAAAGCGUCUUACAAUCCCGAAUCUGUUGAACAGCUGAUCUUGUGCUCCGGCAAGGUAUAUUAUGAUUUGUUCAAGGAGCGUGAGGAUCACGACCAGGAGGCAACCACUGCUUUAGUCCGUGUAGAGCAGCUCUGCCCCUUUCCAUUCGAUUUGAUCUACAAGCAAAUUGAGUUGUAUCCGAAUGCCAAUCUCUAUUGGGUGCAGGAGGAACACAAGAAUCAGGGCGCCUGGUCCUACGUCCAGCCGCGCCUAGACACCGUACUCAUAGAGUUGCAAGCCAAUGAACGCUGCUUCCUUUAUCGUGGACGCCCACCAAAUUCGGCUUCGGCCACGGGUAUCAAAGCGCAUCAUAAAGCCGAAUAUAAUGAUCUUAUUACAAGUAUCUUUGGCAACCUAACUGAAGCGAACAAAUGCCGUAUGGAGGAGAAGAUGAAAUCGGCGAAAGCGAAGUCACUAAAAGAAGCUGAAGAUAGCUUGUCCAAAGCAAAGCUGCUAAAAACAAAAAAGAAUGAUAAUGAUCCUAAGGGAGACAAUUCAGACACACCGGCUAAGUCAAAAACUAACAAGGAGGACAGUGAUCCUAAGGGAUCGAAUUCAGACACACCGGCUAAGCCUAAGCCGCAAAAUAACUCAGAUAAGACAUCUUCAAAAGAAGCUCCAUCUCCAGAAAAGGAUCCAUCGCCAUCAACACCGCCAGCAGCCCCAACACCGCCAGCAGCCUCAACAAAGCCAGCAGCCUCAAAAAAGCCAGAAUCAUCGGCAAUGCCACAACGUAAAUCUACUCCAAGUGAACCAGCAGGACAACCUCAGUUAAAAGCUAAAAAGCCAAAUGCUUCAAGUCAAAACGAAAAGUUAGCACAGAAAGAAAUAAUGCCCGAUGGGAAGCGGUCACAGACGCGUAAGCAAAAGCAUAGUAAGUCUGCCAAAGAUCCCAUGCGAGCGAAAAGUGACAAGAAGCAGGCAAAACCAUCGAAAAGAAGCACAGAUGAAUCUUCAUCAGAAGAUUAUUGGUAGCUUGGAACUCUUACGAACAAAAAUAUCUUUACUUAUUUAUUACUUAACCUAAAAUAAUUUUGAAUCAGUGCA
This is a messenger RNA of Drosophila hydei, 3932 nucleotides long. Its product is annotated as 2-oxoglutarate dehydrogenase, mitochondrial. The coding region runs from base 177 to 3860 and encodes 1227 amino acids. Gene Ontology annotation, biological process: tricarboxylic acid cycle. The transcript has 8 exons. The record is from RefSeq and is a predicted model, not a curated record. Gene Ontology annotation, molecular function: oxoglutarate dehydrogenase (succinyl-transferring) activity; thiamine pyrophosphate binding. Gene Ontology annotation, cellular component: oxoglutarate dehydrogenase complex; mitochondrion. Lineage: Eukaryota; Metazoa; Arthropoda; Insecta; Diptera; Drosophilidae.